This is a messenger RNA of Lates calcarifer (barramundi perch), 1547 nucleotides long. RefSeq names its product RAD51 paralog C (gene rad51c). The transcript has 4 exons. The record is from RefSeq and is a predicted model, not a curated record. Bases 11 to 1156 code for a protein of 381 amino acids. Gene Ontology annotation, cellular component: Rad51B-Rad51C-Rad51D-XRCC2 complex; Rad51C-XRCC3 complex; replication fork. NCBI's taxonomy places the organism in Eukaryota, Metazoa, Chordata, Actinopteri, Centropomidae. Gene Ontology annotation, biological process: meiotic DNA recombinase assembly; DNA repair; reciprocal meiotic recombination. Gene Ontology annotation, molecular function: ATP hydrolysis activity; ATP binding; crossover junction DNA endonuclease activity.
GCUGAAAGGCAUGCUGGGAUAUGUGUCAUGGCGGGAUGUUUUGAAGAAGCUAACGUUAGCAGUGACGAUGCAGAGACCGGUCUCCAGUCUGCCUCUGAGUCCCGGUAUGAAGCUGAAACUGGUCGGUGCUGGUUUCCAGUCUACCGCGGACCUGAUCCUCCUGAAACCGCUUCAGCUCAGUAAAGAGACUGGUCUGUCCCAGCAGGAGGCGCUGGAGGUGCUGCAGGCUGUGAGGAAAGAUGGAGGAGGAGGGGAAGGGUCAACCUCUCUGACAGCCCUGGAGCUCCUGCAGAAAGAGGAGGAGACAAGGAGCAUCAUCACUUUCUCCUCUCAGCUGGACGCUGCUCUCGGAGGAGGACUUCCUGUCGGGAAAACCACUGAGAUCUGUGGAGCUCCGGGAGUCGGAAAAACUCAGCUGUGCCUGCAGCUGGCCGUGGAUGUCCAGGUGCCUCAGUGUUUCGGGGGGGUUGGAGGUCAGGUGAUCUACAUUGACACUGAGGGCAGCUUCCUGCUGCAGAGAGUCAUCGACGUGGCGACUGCCGCCGUCAGACACUGCUCCUUACUGGUGGAGGACGAUGAGCAGCGUGCCGCAAUGAUGACCUUCACCAUGGAGACCAUCCUGUCCAACAUCUUCCUGGUGCGUUGUCAUGACUAUGUGGAGCUGCUGGCCGAGCUCCACCUGCUGCCCGAUUUCCUGUCCGACCACCCGAGGACCCGCCUCCUGGUGAUUGACAGCGUGGCGUUUCCUUUCAGACGAUUUGACGACCUGUCGCAGAGGACGCGCCUCCUCCAGGGUCUCGCCCAACAACUGGUCGCCAUGGCAACCAGACAUCAGGUCGCUGUGGUGAUCACCAACCAGAUGACCACGCGGCUGCAGGGGAACCAAUCGCAGCUGGUCCCUGCCCUCGGGGAGGGCUGGGGCCACGCCCCCACCAUCAGGCUUCUCCUGCAGUGGGCGGGGUCACGGCGACUGGCGUCCAUCUUUAAAUCUCCAGGUAACGUCGAUGCCACCGUCCAAUACCGGAUCACCUCGGACGGGUUCAGAGACGCCGACCAAUCGGAGCAGCCGCAGAGAAAGCGGCCGCGGACACAAACUGACCAGUCGGCGUCCAGCCAGCCAGACAGACGGCUGCUGAGGUGUUUAUCUGAUGUUUGACCACAGCGAGCUGAUCAGCUGAUCACUGUGUCUCCUCCAUGUUCUCUGAUGACCUGACGUGACCUCCAGGUGUUAAACAACCAGGUCACCUGUUCUCAGGUCGAUUGUUUUGUGAACCUGCAACUGUUUCUCUUUAUCACCAUCACCUUUACCUGCUCAUGUGUCGCCAUGUUUCACUCUCAGGUGGAGUCCACUUGUUAAAGGUUUAAUACGCAGGAAACAAAGUAAAGAUAAUAAAUAAUCUCAGUCUGACCCUGUAGAGGUAUGUGGUGUAUUUAUCUACCUGGAUCAUCUCUCAGGUGUCAGACUCAGGUGUUACGCUCAGGUUUUUAUUUUCCUCUUGAAUCCAAACGUGUGUCUCUGUUUAUUAAACAGCUGUUGUGUUUUCUGA